This is a messenger RNA of Rattus rattus (black rat), 1377 nucleotides long. It is a transcript of the gene Tmem114, whose product is annotated as transmembrane protein 114. The record is from RefSeq and is a predicted model, not a curated record. Lineage: Eukaryota; Metazoa; Chordata; Mammalia; Rodentia; Muridae. The transcript is spliced from 4 exons. The coding region runs from base 540 to 1208 and encodes 222 amino acids. Gene Ontology annotation, cellular component: apical plasma membrane.
GGGAGCCCAGUCUUCCUGAGGUUUCAGGGCGCUCGCCCUGAACCGGAGCUGUGAGAAGCGAAGGUAGACGGGGGCUGAACUGGGGGCGCCGAGGUAGAGGUGUGGGGAGAACGAGGAGGACUGAGGCGGACAGGGGCGGGGAGCGGCUGGAGGGGUUCGUGGAGGCUGAGGCAGGGAAGUGGAGGCAGUAGUCGGAGGUCUGGGGGGCCUGAGUAGGAGAGUGGAGAGCCAGAAGGAAGGAGCACGCUGGAACUGAGCACCGGGCACAGGUUGUAGCUGCAUGAGGAGGUGGCGCCGGUGCUGGUGUCGGACCCGGGCUCCGAGGAGGGUCGGAAGGCACCAGGGUGGAGGUCUGCGGGGGACAGGGAUCCCUGAGGUCUCCUGUCUGGGCCGGAGCACGUGCAAGUGGAAUCGCUUAGGUGAGAGCGGUGGAGCCAGAGUUUGAGCCGGAUUCCAGAUCCACGCUGGAGAAUCUGGAGUGCAGUGAACAGACGAAGAGCGUGGACAGGAGCCGGCGCCCGGGGGCCCUACGUUGGGAGAUGCGGGUGAGCCUGGGCGCUCUGGCGGGCGCGGCGGCGCUGAGCGGAGCUCUGAGCUUCGUGCUGCUGGCAGCGGCCAUCGGCACCGACUUCUGGUACAUCAUCGACACCGAGAGACUGGAAAAGAGCAGCCCGAGGAUGCGGGACCAGGGACCCGCUAACCGCAGCCAGUCCGAGCCUCUGAGCUCCCACUCGGGACUCUGGAGGACUUGCCGGGUCCAGAGCACCUGCACGCCACUGAUGAACCCUUUCUGGCAGGAGAAUGUGACGGUCAGUGACUCCAGCAAACAACUUCUCACUAUGCACGGGACUUUUGUGAUCUUGUUGCCACUCAGUCUGAUCGUGAUGGUGUUUGGGGGGAUGACCGGGUUCCUGAGCUUCCUCCUCCGAGCUCACCUCCUCCUGCUGCUCACAGGGACCCUCUUUCUCUUUGGAGCCAUGGUGACCCUCACUGGAAUCAGCAUCUACAUUGCGUACUCGGCAGCCGCCUUCCGAGAGGCAAUGUGCCUCUUGGAGGAGAGGGCCCUGCUGGAUCAGGUGGACAUUCGUUUUGGCUGGUCCCUGGCCCUCGGCUGGAUUAGCUUUGUAUCUGAGCUGCUCACUGGGGUGGUCUUCCUGGCAGCCGCGCGCGUGAUCAGCCUGAGCCAGAGGCAGGAGCAAGCCAUCUGAGUUUGGCCAACCCAGGAGGCGCAGGGCCCGAGACCCAUCUCAGUGGAUGGCGACCGUUUCUUCCCCAAAUAGAGGCCAGAGGGCCAGUGGUGGCCCGCUGAGGAUGAGCGCCCUCUGGCUGCUGUCUUUGUGCUAGCUGGGCUGCCCAUUCUCCUGUGCUGUGUGCCUC